ACUGCAUCGAAGGAGGGAAAGGAGUGCCUUCCACUGUUUUCUCUACAUCCCUACUCUUCAUUUCUUUGUUUUCCGUCUUUUCGCGCCAAUUUGUCGCCUCCCAGUAUGACUCAAUCGACGUGGCACUCCGGUCUCGUGAAAAAUUCCACCAACGACUGGAACAGCGUAGGUUUCCCAUCUGGUGCUUGAGCAGCGCCGUGGACGCCACCUCUGUUUUGUUGAGCAUGCCGAGUUUCUCUCGUAAAACGUUCGUGGGCUUUCGGGGGAAGAGGCUCCAGCAGAGAGUCCAGAGGCUGGCAAAUGCGGUGGAGUCGAGCUCUUCAAAGUAGUCGAGUUUUCUCUUUUCGUCUUAUCGUUCCUUUCCAGUACCGCUCUCUCUUCCCCCACCUCCCUUUCUGUCUCUAUCUCUUCUCUUUCUCGGAGAGCAUCCCCUCGCGUCGUCGACUCCAUUCGAUCUCAAGCUUUGCACGGAGCUCGGUUUUAUGAAAACUGUGGCCACGCGAGCCGAGACCAAGGUCCUGUGUAAAUCCGUCCACAGAAGUCCAAAGAGCUUGCACUGCUUGUCUCUCUAAAGAGGGCUUUUGGAAACUCAGCGACGCCCUCGGUUAUCUAUUGUAUAACUCUUUUAGCAGGCGCCAUGGCGACGAAAGAUUUCUGCACCGUUCUCUCAGACUACCGGCGCGAGCUCAGUAGUGUACGCACGCUGUUAGAGUCGUUGAGGGCAGUUAGAACAGCCGAAGGUGGUGUCGAAGAACAGAUUUUCGACACGUUCACAGCUCUGGAAGUCGCCCAGUUUCACUUGGCUGUCGCCUUUGCCUCUUCUUCUCUGUUUUUUACGUACCUAAAAACUCAAGGCUACGACGUCAAAGCCCACCCGGUGUCUCAAGAUCUGCUCCGAGUGCAACAGUACAUGAAAAAGGUGGCGGGCAUCAUCGAGAAAGGAGAUCCACCUAAGCGAAGCAUCGUUGUCGACGCUGCUGCAGCGAAGCGCGUCGUCGCUUUCCACACGAAAACGCAAACGCAGGGCACGGGAUGCGGGUCUGCGGGUGAAACUCAAGAACCGCCGGAUUUUGGUUCACCAGAAGAACGUGCAGCCUCAGAGAAAAAGAGCCGACUUUCUUCGGAUUCGCCCGGAAAAGACGUGGCGGGCCCACCGACCAGCCGACAGGCUUCGGGCAACAAAAGUGGCUCACGCCCUCCAGGUGUACAUACGCUCGAGGUCGCUGGAGAAAAUGUGUCAACUUUUUGUCAGGAUGAGGCAGCACCAAAUUCGUCAUCAUCACAGUUGAGGUACUCGACCGACGGGCGGCACGCAGACGCUGAGAGGGAGAGAGGGUUAGAAGGAAAACGUUUGAAAAGGAGCAAAGCACAAUCGGAGAGGAAAGGGAAUUCGAAAAUAGAGGGGUGCCAGGGAGACGCACGGGCGAAACGGAAGAAACCUUGACCGCCGACAAAAGAAGAGUCGGAGGUGUGGAAAUCGUUUUUUCUUACUGGAUAUCGUACGAAAUCCGCGGGUUGCCGCCUGUGCUUAACUCUUAAGUAUCCUUGGUUCUGUUAACUUCCUUUGUACAUGCGUCGUGAAGGAGUCCUGUGCAGCAGGUAAAAACUAUCUUAUACAUUGGUUUAUCGUCUGUACAGCUGUUAUGUCAGUAUUUACCGACUUCUGUAAACUUGGCAGACCGGCACAUGUGAGUGAAGGCACCGUGGGAUGGCAGUCAAGUCGACCAGGCCAGUGCGGCUGGAGGUGCUAAACCCGCGAUACUCGCCGAGAGUCUUUCUGAUUUAGAAUGCAAAAAACACAUCUCAGCGUUAACAGCGUCGAGAAUGGUAUGAGGGACCAAAUAAAUCCAAACACACUC
Toxoplasma gondii ME49 is the source of this 1859-nucleotide messenger RNA. Its product is annotated as Sas10/Utp3/C1D family protein. The record is from RefSeq and is a predicted model, not a curated record. The transcript is spliced from 4 exons. Gene Ontology annotation, molecular function: DNA binding; RNA binding. Lineage: Eukaryota; Apicomplexa; Conoidasida; Eucoccidiorida; Sarcocystidae. Gene Ontology annotation, cellular component: nucleolus; exosome (RNase complex). Bases 638 to 1444 code for a protein of 268 amino acids. Gene Ontology annotation, biological process: regulation of gene expression; maturation of 5.8S rRNA.